Spathaspora passalidarum NRRL Y-27907 is the source of this 714-nucleotide messenger RNA. It is a transcript of the gene HMO1, whose product is annotated as Hmo1p. Lineage: Eukaryota; Fungi; Ascomycota; Pichiomycetes; Serinales; Debaryomycetaceae. The record is from RefSeq and is a predicted model, not a curated record. The transcript has a single exon. The coding region runs from base 1 to 714 and encodes 237 amino acids.
AUGUCUGAUUUCAAAACCGCCAAGGACACCCUUGUUGCAUCUCUCUUUGAACUUUCCAAGGCCGCUCAGGAAGCCGCCACUGCCGCUGUUGAUUUCUACAAGUUGGCCCAUGUUGAUGACGAGCAAAUUAAUGAGGCAUUGAAAAGCGUUGGCCAAGUAGCUGAUCUUGCCAAUGGCCACAAGGAACUUGCCGACAUUGCUGCUGCCGCCGUCACCACCGCCAAGGAAGAAAAGGAUGCCCCUAAAAAGAAGAAGAAGAAGGUUGAAAGAGACCCUAACGCUCCUAAGAAGCCUUUGACUAUGUACUUUGCAUUCCAGUUCCACACCCGUAAGGAAAUCGCCGACGAAAGAAAGAAGAAGGGCUUACCAAGUUUGUCUGCCAUUGACAUGAACUCAAUUAUUAAAGAACGUUGGGCUAACAUCAGUGAUAAGGAAAAGGAAACCUGGAAGCAAAAGUAUAGUGACGAAUUGAAGGUUUAUAAUGUUGAAAAGGAAAAGUAUCAAAGUGGAUUAACUGCUGCCGGUACUGGUCCAUCUAGUGUUCCAGUGGAAACUCCAGUUCUUGCUGCUGUUGAAGACGCUCACGAUGCCGAUGAAACCAAAUCGGAAACUCCAAAAAAGGCCAAGAAACGGAAAUCUGAUAAGGAAAAGAGUGAAAAGAGUGAAAAGAAGGAAAAGAAAAAGAAGCUUGCUACUGCCUCUUCUUCCGAUUAG